UGACGAGAGGCGAGAGGAUGAAGCGUGUAUUUUCUUUGACAGAAAAGAGCUUGCUGGGAUAUCCAAUCCAUUAUGCCUGGCAGAGGAAUUUAGGAAAUUACAUUGCAGUUACAGGUGUUGACCAUACCGUUAAAAUCUAUGAUCGCCAUGGACAGAAGAAAGAUGAAAUUAAUUUACCUGGAGUGUGCUUUGCCUUGGACUGGGAUAAAGAUGGAAAUGCACUGGCUAUGGUUGCUGAUAAAUCUAGCUCCAUCUACAUGUGGGAUCCCAAUACCUGCAAAACCAGCCAAUUAGACAGCGGUAUGAGGGAUCAGAUGUCUUUCUUGCUGUGGUCAAAGGCUGGGUCAUUGUUAGCUGUUGGGACAUCCAAAGGAAGUUUGUUGAUGUAUAACCUUCAGACCUCUCGCAAGGUGCCUGUGCUUGGUAAGCACACCAAACGGGUCACAUGUGGGUGCUGGAGCUCUCAAAAUCUGCUAGCACUUGGUAGCGAGGACAAAAUGAUAACUGUUAGCAAUCAAGAAGGAGACACAAUUCGACAGACCUCUGUGAGGAUGGAUCCCAGUGAUAUCCAGUUCUCAGUUAUGAAGACUGAUGAGCGUGCAUCAGCAGGCGAAAGCACAGUAAGUGUUGUUGUAGGGAAGAAAACCUUGUUUCUCUUCAACCUGAAUGAUCCAGAUAACCCAAUAGAACUGGCUUUCCAGCCACGCUACGGCAAUAUUGUGUCCCACAAAUGGUACGGGGAUGGGUAUAUUAUGAUUGGCUUCUCUCAUGGAUUCUUUGUUGUGAUCUCUACACACAUGCGGGAAAUUGGACAAGAGUUAUUCCAGGCCCAUAACCACAAAGACAGUCUAACAAGCAUUGCCAUUUCACAGUCAUUGGGCAAAGCUGCUUCCUGUGGAGACAAUGUCAUCAAAAUCCAUGACUUGACUGAGCUUAAAGAAAUGUAUGCCAUCAUAAAUCUGGAUGAUGAAACAAAAGGGUUAGACACCCUUUCUUGGACAGAUGAUGGCCAGUUGUUAGCUGUAUCUACACAGAGAGGGUCCCUCAAUGUUUUCUUAACAAAGCUUCCAGUUCUUGGGGAUACCUGUGGUACUAAAAUUGCAUAUCUCACCUCUCUGCUUGAAGUCACCGUGGCCAACAGUGUGGAUGGAGAGUUACCCAUAACAGUUUCUGUGGAAGUGGAACCUAAUUUUGUUGCGGUUGGGCAAUAUCAUGUAGCUGUUGGCAUGAAUAACAGAGCUUGGUUUUAUGCACUUACACAAAAUGGUGUAGAAAAGCUGACGGACAUGGAAUACCUGGGAUCAGUGACCAAAAUGUGCUUGAAUUCUGACUAUGCUGCUGCACUUUUUGAGGGAAAAGUACAGCUUCAUGUGAUAGAAAGUAAAGAUGAGGAUGCCCAGGAAGAGAGGGAAACCAGGCUUUUUCCAGCUUCCGAUGAUAAAUGUAAAAUCCUGUGCCAUGCUUUGACUGGAGAAUUCUUGAUUUAUGCCACAAAUAAUGGGCUCAUUAAGUUUUUCUACUUGGAAGACUGGCAGUAUGUAAACGAAUACCGCCAUUCUGUAAGCAUACGAAAAAUCUUUCCUGAUGUCACUGGCACCACAUUGGUUUUGAUUGAUGAGAAAACUGAAGGCUUUGUGUACUGUCCGCUGAAUGAUAAUCUGUAUGAGAUUCCUAAUUUUUCCCCAACCAUUAAAGGAAUUUUAUGGGAAAACUGGCGAAUGGACAGAGGUGUCUUUGUUGCCUACGACGAUGAUAAAUUGUACACUUACGUCUUUCAUAAGGACACAAUACAAGGGUCAAAGGUUAUUCUUGCUGGGGGAACCAAGCUGCCAUUCUCGCAUAAGCCAGUUCUUCUACAUAAUGGGGACUUAAUAUGUCAGACUCAGAGUGGUAAACUAAACAACAUAUGUUUAGGCACCCACAGCUUUCUUGGCAAUAUAGGAGAUGCUGGGGCCAAUGAGCUAAAGAAAAUGUUGACCCAGGCUUUAAUGCUGCGGAGAUUUUCUGAUUCUUGGGAGCUGUGCAAAAGGUUAAAUGAGCAGAUAAAUUGGAAUGAGCUGGCCAGAGCUUGUCUCCAUCAUAUGGAGGUUGAGUUUGCAAUCCGAGUUUAUAGAACUAUUGGAAAUGUGGGCAUGGUAAUGUCCCUUGAACAGAUUAAGGGCAUAGAAGAUCAUAACCUUUUAGCUGGACAUCUUGCUAUGUUUGCCGGUGACUUCAACCUUGCUCAGGAUCUCUAUCUGGCAUCAAGUUCUCCUGCCGCUGCAUUAGAGAUGAGACGAGAUUUGCAGCACUGGGACAGCGCCCUGCAGUUAGCUAAACGCUUGGCUCCCAAUCAGAUUUCAUUCAUUUCAAAGGAGUAUGCCAUGCAGCUGGAAUUCACGGGUGAUUAUGUAAAUGCACUUGCUCAUUAUGAAAAAGGAAUUACUGGGGAUAACAAGGUGAGAUCUAAUGAGAGCAUAACAACAAUAGCUGUCUAUGGCAUAAUACAAUUAGCAGGUGCUAAAAACACGCAGCAGUAUAAUUUAGGCUGGCCAGUUUUUAUUAUUGAUAUUUAUUAUUAAUUGCUCUUAAAAUGGAUGAGUUAGACUUUUAAAGCAAAGUUUACCUACAGUAUUUAGAAAUAUUUGAAAUAUGUGUGAUAUUGAUUAGGCUGAAAUAAAUGUAGCAUUUUGAAUCAUACUGGGGUGGGUUUCUACCACUUGUCAUUGGUAUUCUUCCUUUUUGUUGGGUUUUCCCCUUGGGGUCCAGUGGGAAAUUGUGAUAAUACCCCAUUGUUUUAUCAUUAUUGGAGAUACAGUUUUUCAUAGCAUAGCAUAGUUUUUCUGUAGCAUCCUUUCAGCAAUGAAGAAGUAACCUGAAUUGAUAGCAUUCAGGAUAGUCAUAAUUACUGGAUAUAUCUGUCAGUAACCACACAUUGUAACUGGCAAACCUCUUAGAAGCACACAGUCUGAAAUAUGUAGUAUAAGCACUCGACAAUAGCAUACUGCAUAUACUGACUCUCUCCUUGGAUUUUGUUGGUUCUUCUAAAAGCACUUAGACAGGAGCAUAAGAGAGUUGCCCUGAAUGAACCCUGACAGAUAAACAUGUGGUAGAAUUGUAAGAUUCAUUAUGGCAGCAAGGCAUUAUGCUUAUCUGGGCUGUGCCCCUUAAUUCUAAGUUUCAGGAACACGAUGAAACAUGUCUGGCUGGAGUAGCUCGCAUGUCUAUUCGUAUGGGAGAUAUUCGCCGUGGGGUUAAUCAAGCUCUCAAGCAUCCCAGCAGAUCACUGAAGAAAGACUGUGGAGCCAUUUUGGAAAGUAUGAAGGUACUGACAGUCCAUUUUGUACAAAUGUAACUUUCUAACUCAGUCAGAGUUUUUGGGAGGCAGAAACACAAUGUUAAUGUGCUGAUGGAUCAGUCUGGCACUGUGUGCUUUCUCUUUAACUGUCCCUCACAAAAGCUCCUCCAAGGGAAAUGGCAACUAAACUGAAAAUGUCAUAACUGCAAAAUGAAAACCUAAUAUCAACACUCUUCCAUUGACUAUCUUACAUUAAAUAUUCUAAGCUAAUUCUUAAUUAAUUGCUAUGGGUAAAUGCACUAGUACUGUAUAUGUUAGUAUAUAAGCUUUAUUUUAUUUUUGGUAAACGUGUUGUAGGCACUGAUGGACCAAAUAGAGGUGUGGGCUCAGUUUUGUUCAUGGCCCCUAGCCUACCAAGGAUCUCUUCUAUACUUAGCAUCAAAUAAGCAUUUGGUAAAAUCCAAGUGAUAGAGCAUAGUUGGACAGUUUGUGUAAUAUUGACUUUCAGUACUUCUCAAGCAAUCCAGGCGGUAUUACUAUAAUAGCAAUACACAUAUUUAACUGUCUCUCUUUAGCAACUGACAGAAGCAGCCCAGCUGUAUGAGAAGGGGCAGUACUUUGACAAAGCAGCCUCUGUGUAUAUUCGCUGUAAGAAUUGGGCAAAGGUUGGGGAGUUGCUUCCACAUGUAUCAUCUCCAAAGAUCCACUUGCAGUAUGCAAAGGCAAAGGAGGCUGAUGGAAAGUAAGUAGAAAUGAUAGAAUACUGAAAGCCUAUUGGUGAGAGUUGUUUUAGAAUAAAGUGUGUUGUCUCUUUCAAGGGCUACUUCACUCAGUGUUAGUGUCAUUCAGGAAUAACAAACCUGAUAAUAGAAGUCAUUUACUACCAAUGGGAAGUGUGCAAGGAGCAAUAUCAGAUGCAAGUCUCCCUGUAUUUGUUACCCACAGUGUGCUUGUUUUACCCACAACAAGCAUUUUUCACAUAAUUGCAGCAUAAUUGUGGCUGUGAGGUGUCAUCAUUUCUGACACUCAUUUACUAACAUUCAUAUGUUUUUCACUGUUCGUGUUUUUUUUACGAGUAAAUUUUUUUUUUCGUGUAAAUACACCAUCUGAAAGCUGUCACGGUCAUAUACAGGUUAAUGGGAGUUAUCCCAUGCAAAUUGUAACGGUCUUUAUUUAAUUUAUGGUUUUAGAGGUUUUAAAUCAUUCAUGCUUUUUGAAUUCGGAUCUUUUAUAAAUGACUAGACAUUCAUGGAAAUGAGUUUAUUCAUGGUUUCAAAAAACUACUAAAAUUCAAAUCCUAAUUUCAUUAGUGAAGGAAAUUCACUUGUUCCUAAACUGCGGCCUCUGACAUGAUAAGGUGAGUUUGGGAAGAAUGAAUGUUUGAUUAAAUGUGUGAAUUGCUGAUACAACAAUGUUUUCAUCUUUACACUUAUUACUAGAAGGGAUUGAAUCCAAAAAGAGAAAAAACUCUGCUUUAGGUGGUAAAGUAGGUACUUAUCUACUUAUAUAAGUCAUGCAUUUAAAUGAAUAUUAUUCAGGAGUGAAAACUGGCGCGUGUGUAUUUUAACCCCUAGACGUCACUGUAUUCAUCUUUUCUUGAUUCAUUAGUCUCGCUAAAUGCUGAUACAUGAGUUUAUUAGAAAGCAAGAUGGUCAAGGACAAAUCCUACUUUUCUUACAGAAGAAAAUCAGAAGUCCAUCACGUGUUAAAUAACUCCACUGUUUGUGGCCAUAAGCUGUGAUUUGUACUUUCCUCAGGUAUAAAGAGGCUGUUCUCGCUUACGAAAAUGCCAAAGACUGGGAUAAUGUGAUCCGUAUUUCCUUAGACCAUUUAAACAACCCUGAGAAAGCAGUGGGUAUAGUGAAGGAAACACAGUCACUCGAAGGAGCCAAGAUGGUCGCCAGGUUCUUUCUGAAGCUUGGGGACUAUGGUUCUGCUAUCCAGUUUCUAGUUCUGUCCAAAUGCAACGAUGAGGCUUUCCAACUGGCGCAGCAGCACAACCAGAUGGAGAUUUAUGCUGAUAUUAUUGGAUCUGAAAACACCAGUACUGAAGAUUAUCAGAGUAUUGCUUUAUACUUUGAGGGAGAGAAGAAACAUUUCCAAGCUGGGAAAUUUUUCUUGCUGUGUGGGCAGUAUGAGAGGGUGAGUAGCCGGCUUAAACAUAGUAACAUUUUGUAUUUCCAUAGCCUGCGUUACUCCUUUAUUCCCUUAUAUAUAAUAUAUGUGUAGCAAACAGACUGAAGUGAGGAGAAUAUUUCCCCCUUCUCCCAGCAAUUCUGUGAAUUCUGUGCCUUCAUUGGAGCAAAGGAGAAAAAAAGGCUUUUAUUUCCCUUUCUGGACCUGUUACUGUAAUCUGGCUUCCACUGACUGCAUUAACCACUCUCAGUUAAGCGUAUUUCCCUUCUCUUCCCCUCUCCUUUCUUUUUUAUUCUUUUUAGUAUGUAAUAUCUUAAAGGAGACAUAAAGAAUGUAUAAUUAAGCACACAAAUUGGGUUCUGUUUAUCAGAAUCUCCAUCAAAACCAGUUUGCAAAUGUGGAGGCGGCACAUCCAAAGAACUGCAUGUUUAUAACACGGUGGCCCCUUUAUAUUUUUGUUUUUUAGUCUGAUGACUUUAGGUGAUUUAUAUCCUUUUGUUUAUGUUACAGGCACUAAAGCACUUUAUUAAAUGCCCAAUAACAGAAGAUAAUCUGGCCAUAGAAAUGGCAAUAGAAACGGUAAGUCUGGUUGCUCCUGUGCUGGGGAGAAUAUUCACUAUCAGACUAUGGAAUUACAACAGAGCCACCUGCUUCUGGGGAUCCAGAAAUAGAGGUUAAUGGGAGAGUCCUAACUUCACUAUAUGUCUGCAAAAUAGAUCACCUUACCCAAUAUUACAGGAUGUGGCCCCUUCUUGUUACACCACUGCUUGAUAGACAUGUUCAAAGGGAGAUAAAAGUCAGAGGAAAGAGAAGUUUGCACGUGUUGCUUAUUUUUUUUAUUGUUAUUGUUGUAAACAGGUUGGACGGGCAAAAGAUGAGCUCCUGACCAAUCAGCUCAUAGACUAUCUCAUGGGGGAGAAGGAUGGUAUGCCUAAGGUAAGCUUGGUUAGGAGCAUUACUUGUUCAUCAGCUGCAGCAAGCACCAUGGCAACUCCCACUUGUAUGAAAUAUUGCUAUGUGCAAUUACUACACUGCAGGUAUAAGUAUGUAUUUACACUUUCCUCACUGGGGGAAUGAAUAUGUUUCCUCAGAGCUUUGUUAAAUAUUAGGUAUACUUAGAUACAAAUACACCCAAACAUACAGGAAUCAAGUAACCACUGGAGAAUGUUAAUUUUACUUCAGUGUAUGAAUGAAUGAAUCCACACUUUUCAUCUUGUUGUUGGUGAACUAUCCUCUAUUUGGUAGAUACCGCGAGCUGCAAUAGCAGAAGACGCUAUAACCAACCACACCAUAUCACCAUUUGCUUUCAUAUGACGUUGUUCCACUUCCAAUAUUUUAAGAACAAGUUAUCCAAAAUGCAUUUUCUUUUUAGGAUGCAAAAUAUCUGUUCCGUUUGUACAUGGCACUUAAGCAAUACAGGGAGGCUGCCAGAACUGCAAUCAUUAUUGCCAGAGAGGAGCAGUCAGCAGGGAAUUACCGCAAUGCACACGAUGUCCUAUUCAGCAUGUACACUGAACUAAAAGCACAGAAAAUUAAAAUCCCAGCAGAAAUGGCCACCAACCUAAUGAUACUGCACAGCUACAUUUUGGUCAAGAUCCACGUGAAACGUGGCGACCACAUGAAAGGUGCUAGAAUGCUCAUUCGCGUUGCCAAUAAUAUUAGCAAAUUUCCCUCUCAUAUUGUACCGAUUCUUACAUCCACGGUGAUCGAGUGCCACAGGGCAGGGCUGAAGAACUCUGCGUUUAGUUUUGCCGCCAUGCUCAUGAGGCCCGAGUACCGCAACAAAAUAGAUGUUAAGUACAAGAAAAAGAUUGAAGCAAUGGUCCGGCGACACGAUUCCACAGAGGUCGAUGAAGAAAACACCCCGUGUCCAUUUUGUGGCUUCCAGCUGCCGGAGUGUGAGCUUCUGUGCCCAGGCUGCAAGAAUAACCUCCCUUACUGUAUCGCAACUGGUCGGCACAUGGUUAAAGAGAACUGGUGCGCUUGUUCACACUGUGGGUUUUCAGCCCUGUACUCAGAGUUCACAGCGCUGCUAGAAACUGAAAGCACUUGUCCCAUGUGCUCGGAACCCGUGUCUGCCAAGCAGCUGAACAGAGUGGCGGAUUGCACAGAGUAUCUCCGGCAGGAACAGGAGGAAUAAUGCUGCACUGCUGCUGCCGAUGAUGAAUCGUUUGGGUUUUGCGGACAGACGGGACUUGGUCAGAAAACAUUCAGAUUAUUUUUAUAAAGAGAGUUAAGAAAUAAAUGUAAAUAUAUUUUCAGAUAAAGGGAUUUUUGUAAACAUGUUUAUUAUACAUUUCUGGACAUUAAGAUUGAAUGUUACUGUUCCAUUUAUAUUAAGUCUAUUUACAUUUGUGAUUGUAAAAAUGAUUCCACGAAAAGACACUAAAAUCUUCUGGUAUAAAUAUUAUUUUGUGCUUAAUAUUAAAGACAAAGAAACCUAA
Messenger RNA from Xenopus tropicalis (tropical clawed frog), 7857 nucleotides. The record is from RefSeq. Lineage: Eukaryota; Metazoa; Chordata; Amphibia; Anura; Pipidae.